GCCAAUUCUCCGGCUCGAGCCUCGGCCCAACAAAAUGGCGGCGGCGGCGGCGUCGCUUUGUUUCCGCGGCUCCUGCGGCGGUGGCAGUGGUAUGGGCCUUUGAGCCGCGGGGAGGAUUGUGUAGCAGCUACAGUAACUACUAAGGUUCCGUUCAUUUCUGUCGUAACCGUGCGCCGAGGAGCGCAGAGCGGCGCCCAGCAGUCGCAGAAAGCUGCGCGGCUUUCCGGCGAAAACAUGAGCGCUGAGCCCACGAGUGAAAGCAAGUUGAAUACAUUGGUGCAGAAGCUUCAUGACUUCCUGGCACAGUCAUCUGAAGAAUCUGAAGAAACAAGCUCUCCUCCACGACCUGCAAUGAACCAAAGCAUAGAUAAAACCAGUGGUUCUGGAAAUAAUUCUGAUAUGAUGGAAAAUAGCAGGGAAGAGGGCACUAGCACGUCAGAAAAAUCCAGAUCUUCAGGAUUGUCACGAUCAAAGAGGAAACCUUCAAUUGUAACAAAGUAUGUAGAAUCUGAUGAUGAAACUGUAAAUGAAGAUGCUUCUAAUGAAAAUUCAGAAAAUGAUAUUACUAUGCAAAGUUUGCCCAAAGGUACAGUGAUUGUACAACCAGAGCCAGUGCUGAAUGAAGACAAAGAUGAUUUUAAAGGGCCUGAAUUUAGAAGCAGAAGUAAAAUGAAAACUGAAAAUCUCAAAAAACGCGGAGAAGAUGGGCUUCAUGGGAUUGUAAGCUGCACAGCUUGUGGACAACAGGUCAACCAUUUUCAAAAAGAUUCCAUUUAUAGACACCCUUCACUGCAAGUCCUUAUUUGUAAGAAUUGCUUUAAGUAUUACAUGAGUGAUGAUAUUAGCCGUGACUCAGAUGGAAUGGAUGAACAGUGUAGAUGGUGUGCAGAAGGUGGAAACUUGAUUUGUUGUGACUUUUGCCAUAAUGCCUUUUGCAAGAAAUGUAUUCUGCGCAACCUUGGUCGAAAAGAGCUAUCUACAAUAAUGGAUGAAAACAACCAGUGGUAUUGCUAUAUUUGUCACCCAGAGCCUUUGUUGGACUUGGUCACUGCAUGUAACAGCGUAUUUGAGAAUUUAGAACAAUUAUUGCAACAAAAUAAGAAGAAAAUAAAAGUUGAUAGUGAAAAGAGUCAUAAAGUAUAUGACCAUACAUCUAGAUUUUCUCCAAAGAAAAAUAGUUCAAAUUGUAAUGUAGAAGAAAAGAAAUUAGAUGAUUCGUGUUCUGGUUCUGUAACCUACUCUUACUCAGCACUAAUUGUGCCCAAAGAGUUGAUUAAGAAAACAAAAAAACUAAUUGAGACCACAGCCAACAUGAACUCUAGUUAUGUUAAAUUUCUGAAGCAAGCGACUGAAAAUUCAGAAAUCAAUGCUGCUACAAAGUUACGGCAACUUAAGGCUUUUAAAUCUGUGUUGGCUGAUAUUAAGAAGGCUCAUCUUGCAUUAGAAGAAGAUUUGAAUUCAGAGAUUCAAGCUUUGGACAGUGUUAACAGAGAGAAAAAUGCCAAAGAGCAGAAGGUCAUAGAUACUAAGUCUGAAACAAAAGUACGAAAAGGAGAAAAACCCUGUGCUUUGGAAAGGAAGGACAUUUCAACAUCAGACGCUAAAUUGUCAAGUAAACCGGUAGAUAGUGAGCACGUGGAUUCUAGUGUUCCAACAGAGGAACAAAGAGUGAACAAAAGCAUUAGUGGUGAACAUAAGAAGUCUGAUAGAAAAGAAGAACCUCAAUAUGAACCAACUAACACUGCUGAAGACUUAGAUAUGGAUAUUGUAUCUGUUCCUUCUUCAGUUCCAGAAGACAUAUUUGAAAAUCUCGAGAAUGCUAUGGAUGUUCAUUGUACAGUUGGUUAUCAGGGAGAUGGCAACAGUGGAACUGAGCAAGACCUGGCGAGAUCACCCGUAAAAUUGAGUAUCCCUUCAAAAGACAACAGAAGAGGUAUUAAAUCAAAAACUACAGCUAAAGUAACAAAGGAAUUAUAUGUGAAACUGACACCUGUUUCCCUUUCUAAUUCCCCAGUUAAAGGUGCUGAUUAUCAGGAUGUUCCACACGACAAAGAUGGUUAUAAAAGUUCUAGUGUGAAUCCCAAGUCAGAGAAAUAUGGACCUGGACAGGAAAGCAGUGAUAAUUAUGAGCUUUUGGUUGAAAAUGAAGUUCUGUUACCUUCAGAAGAAUCUGAUCUUCGAAGAUCCCCACGUGUGAAAACUACACCCUUGAGGCGACAGACAGAAGCCAACCCUGCAACAUCUAAUUCAGAUGAAGAACUGUCAGUUUCAAUUAGAAAAAAGGAUAAGCGAAAUUCUUCUGAUAAUUCUGUAGAUAAUCCCAAACCUACUAAAUUAGCUAAAUCUAAGCAACCAGAGUUGGUGGAUCCCAGUUCAGACUCUGAUGAAAUGCUAGCAGUCCUCAAAGAAGCAAGCAAAAUGAGUCACAGCUCUUCUGAUACUGACAUUAAUGAAGGACAUACAAAUCACAAAACUUUGUAUGACUUAAAGACUCAAAAGGGAAAAGAUGAUAAAGGCAAAAGGAAACGAAAAAGUUCUACUUCUGGCUCAGAUUUUGAUACUAAAAAAGGUAAAUCAGCUAAAAAUGCUUUGAUGUCUAAAAAGAAACGACAAAACCUGUCUGAUUCUUCUAAUUAUGACUCGGAAUUAGAAAAAGAGAUAAAGAGCAUGAGUAAAAUUGGGGCUGCCAAAACAACCAAAAAAAGAGUUCCAAAUAAAGUAGAAGAUUCUUCAGGAGAUGAAAUACAUAACAAAAGAGGAAUAGAAGGGCAGAAAGAAGGACCAUCAAAUGAUGCUGAGAGGAAACAAGAGACAGAGAAUUUCUCUUCAGGAGAAAGUAUAGUUAAUGACAAGACCCUCACAGACUUAAAAGAUCACACCUCUAAAAAUCAGCAGCCAAAUGUUUCCUCUGAUGGUGCAGAUAAGGCUGUCUCUGGCAAAGAGGAGAGUUUGAAUUCUCUGGUGGAUAAAAAGGCUGCUGAAGUUAAAGAAAAGAGCAAACGUCUGAAAACCAAAACUUGUAAGAAAGUACAGGGUGGCCUAUCUGAUGUUGCUGACAAAAAUACACAGAAAGAGCAGAGUGAUGAAUCUUCUGAGGAAGAUAAAAAGCAGAGCAAAAGAGGAAGUGAAGAAAAAGAAAAGAGAAUUAUAGAUAUCAAGAAAAAAGUGAUUAAGAUGGCACUACAAGAUGAAUCAUCAUCUGAUGGCAUGGAGAAAUCACCUGAGGGAGAAGAUAGUUGUCAUUUUCUAAAGGGAAUAAAAGAAAGUAAAAGUAGCAUAACUGAUGGAGAAAAGAAAAGUAAAAAAAUACAAGAGAAAACAUCCAAAAAGAAAGAUUUACGUGAUAAUGUUGAAAAGUUACCAGGGAAAGGGGAUAGUGACUCCUUAGAAGAUAAAAAGAGUAAGAAUGGAGCAUCUCGGAGAGCUAAGAAAAGGUCCAGUUUGUCUGAAAAGAGUUCAAGGAAAAGACAAGAUUGUUCAUCUUCUGAUACCGAGAAAUACUCCAUGAAAGAAGAUGGUUGUGACUCCUCUGAUAAGAGACUGAGAAGAAUAGAAUUAAGAGAAAGAAGAAACUUAAAUUCCAAGAGGAAUACUAAGGAAAUCCAAAUUGGCUCAUCGUCUUCUGAUGCUGAAGAAAGUUCUGAAGAUAGUAAGAAGCAGAAGAGACAAAGAACUGUAGCUAAGAUGAAGGCAGGCAAUCACAAGGAUAAAAAAAGAAACUCCAAAAGAAUAAGCACUAAAAGGAAACAAGCGGACGUUACUUCCUCAUCGUCUUCCGAUAUAGGUGAAGACAAUCAGAAUUCUGUAGGUGAAGGCAGUAGUGAUGAGCAGAAAAUUAAGCCGGUGACUGAAAAUUUAGUGCUGUCUUCACAUACUGGAUUUUGCCAGUCUUCAGGAGAUGAAGCAUUAUCUAAAUCAGUGCCUGUCACAGUGGAUGAUGACGACGACGACAAUGAUCCUGAGAAUAGAAUUGCUAAGAAGAUGCUUUUAGAAGAAAUAAAAGCCAAUCUUUCCUCUGAUGAGGAGGGAUCUUCAGAUGAUGAACCUGAACCUGAAGAAGGGAAAAAAAGAAUUGGAAAACAAAAUGAAGAAAAUCCAGGAGAUGAAGUAGCAAAAAAUCAAGUCAAUUCAGAAUCAGAUUCAGAUUCUGAAGAAUCUAAGAAGCCUAGAUACAGACAUAGACUUCUGAGGCACAAGAUAUCUGUGAGUGAUGGAGAAUCUGGAGAAGAAAAAAAGACAAAGCCUAAAGAUCAUAAAGAAGUCAAAAGCAGAAAUAGAAGGAAAGUGAGUAGUGAAGAUUCAGAAGAUUCUGAUUUUCAGGAAUCAGGAGUUAGUGAAGAAGUUAGUGAAUCUGAAGAUGAACAGCGCCCCCGAACACGGUCUGCAAAGAAAGCAGAACUUGAAGAAAAUCAGCGAAGUUAUAAACAGAAAAAGAAAAGGCGACGUAUUAAGGUUCAGGAGGAUUCAUCUAGUGAAAAUAAGAGCAAUUCUGAGGAAGAAGAAAAAGAAGAAGAAGAAGAGGAGGAGGAGGAGGAAGAUGAAAAUGAUGAUUCUAAGUCUCCUGGAAAAGGCAGAAAGAAAAUUCGUAAAAUUCUAAAAGAUGAUAAAUUAAGAACAGAAACACAGAAUGCUCUUAAAGAAGAGGAAGAAAGGAGAAAGCGUAUUGCUGAGAGGGAACGUGAGAGAGAAAAAUUGAGAGAGGUGAUAGAAAUUGAAGAUGCUUCACCUACCAAGUGUCCAAUAACAACCAAGUUGGUUUUAGAUGAAGAUGAAGAAACCAAAGAACCUUUAGUGCAGGUUCAUAGGAAUAUGGUUAUCAAAUUGAAGCCCCAUCAAGUAGACGGUGUUCAGUUUAUGUGGGAUUGCUGUUGUGAAUCUGUGAAAAAAACAAAGAAAUCUCCAGGUUCAGGAUGUAUUCUUGCCCACUGCAUGGGCCUUGGUAAGACAUUGCAGGUGGUUAGUUUCCUUCAUACAGUUCUGUUGUGUGACAAAUUGGAUUUCAGCACAGCUUUAGUGGUUUGUCCUCUUAAUACUGCUUUGAAUUGGAUGAAUGAAUUCGAGAAGUGGCAAGAGGGAUUAAAAGAUGAAGAGAAGCUUGAGGUCUCAGAGUUAGCAACUGUGAAACGUCCUCAGGAAAGAAGCUAUAUGUUGCAGAGGUGGCAAGAAGAUGGUGGUGUUAUGAUUAUAGGUUAUGAGAUGUAUAGAAAUCUUGCUCAAGGAAGAAAUGUGAAGAGUCGGAAACUGAAAGAAAUAUUUAACAAAGCUUUGGUUGAUCCAGGCCCUGACUUUGUUGUAUGUGAUGAAGGUCAUAUUUUGAAAAAUGAGGCAUCAGCUGUUUCAAAAGCUAUGAAUUCUAUACGGUCAAGGAGGAGAAUUAUUUUAACUGGAACACCACUUCAGAAUAACCUUAUUGAAUAUCACUGCAUGGUUAACUUUAUCAAGGAAAAUUUGCUUGGAUCUAUUAAGGAGUUCAGGAAUAGAUUCAUAAAUCCAAUCCAAAAUGGUCAGUGUGCAGAUUCUACCAUGGUAGAUGUCAGAGUGAUGAAAAAACGUGCUCAUAUUCUCUAUGAGAUGUUAGCUGGAUGUGUUCAGAGGAAAGAUUAUACAGCAUUAACAAAGUUCUUGCCUCCAAAACAUGAAUAUGUGUUAGCUGUGAGAAUGACUCCUAUUCAGUGCAAGCUCUAUCAGUACUACUUAGAUCACUUAACAGCAGGUGUAGGUAAUAGCAGUGAAGGUGGAAGAGGAAAGGCAGGUGCAAAGCUUUUCCAAGAUUUUCAGAUGUUAAGUAGAAUCUGGACUCAUCCUUGGUGUUUGCAAUUGGACUACAUCAGCAAAGAAAAUAAGGGAUAUUUUGAUGAAGACAGUAUGGAUGAAUUUAUAGCUUCAGAUUCUGAUGAAACUUCUAUGAGUUUGAGCUCCGAUGAUUAUACAAAAAAGAAGAAAACAAAGGGGAAAAAGGGGAAGAAAGAUAGUAGCUCAAGUGGAAGUGGCAGUGACAAUGAUGUUGAAGUGAUUAAAGUGUGGAAUUCCAGGUCUCGAGGAGGUGGUGAGGGAAAUGUGGAUGAAACAGGAAGCAACCCUUCAGUUUCUUUAAAGCUUGAAGAAAGUAAAGCUACUUCCUCUUCGAAUCCAAGCAGCCCAGCUCCUGACUGGUACAAAGAUUUUGUCACAGAUGCUGAUGCUGAGAUUUUGGAGCAUUCUGGAAAAAUGGUACUUCUCUUUGAAAUUCUUCGGAUGGCAGAGGAAAUUGGAGAUAAAGUCCUGGUUUUUAGCCAGUCUCUCAUAUCUCUGGACUUGAUUGAAGAUUUUCUUGAAUUGGCUAGUAGAGAGAAAACAGAAGAUAAGGAUAAACCCCUUAUUUAUAAAGGUGAAGGGAAAUGGCUCAGAAACAUUGACUACUACCGUUUAGAUGGUUCUACUACUGCACAGUCAAGGAAGAAGUGGGCUGAAGAAUUUAAUGAUGAAACUAAUGUGAGAGGGCGAUUGUUUAUCAUUUCCACCAAAGCAGGAUCUCUUGGAAUUAAUCUGGUAGCUGCUAAUCGAGUAAUUAUAUUUGAUGCUUCUUGGAAUCCAUCUUAUGAUAUCCAGAGUAUAUUCAGAGUUUAUCGCUUUGGACAGACUAAGCCUGUUUAUGUAUAUAGGUUCUUAGCUCAGGGAACCAUGGAAGAUAAGAUUUAUGAUCGGCAAGUAACUAAGCAGUCACUCUCUUUUCGAGUUGUUGAUCAGCAGCAGGUUGAGCGUCAUUUUACUAUGAAUGAGCUUACUGAACUUUACACUUUUGAGCCAGACUUAUUAGAUGACCCUAAUUCAGAAAAGAAGAAGAAGAGGGAUACUCCCAUGCUACCAAAGGACACCAUACUCGCAGAACUUCUUCAGAUACAUAAAGAACACAUUGUAGGAUAUCAUGAGCAUGAUUCUCUUUUGGACCACAAAGAAGAAGAAGAAUUGACUGAAGAAGAAAGAAAAGCAGCUUGGGCAGAGUAUGAAGCUGAGAAGAAGGGCCUGACCAUGCGUUUCAACAUACCAACUGGGACCAAUUUACCCCCUGUCACUUUCAGUGCUCAGACCCCUUAUAUUCCUUUCAAUUUGGGAGCCCUGUCAGCAAUGAGUAAUCAACAGCUGGAGGAUCUCAUUAAUCAAGGAAGAGAAAAAGUUGUGGAAGCCACAAACAGUGUGACGGCAGUGAGGAUUCAGCCUCUUGAGGACAUAAUUUCAGCUGUAUGGAAGGAAAACAUGAAUCUCUCAGAGGCCCAAGUACAGGCAUUAGCGUUAAGUAGACAAGCCAGCCAGGAGCUUGAUGUUAAACGAAGAGAGGCAAUCUACAAUGACGUACUGACCAAACAACAGAUGUUAAUCAGCUGUGUUCAGCGAAUACUUAUGAACCGAAGGCUCCAGCAGCAGUACAAUCAGCAACAGCAGCAACAAAUGACUUAUCAACAAGCAACACUGAGUCACCUCAUGAUGCCAAAGCCUCCAAAUUUAAUCAUGAAUCCUUCAAACUACCAGCAGAUUGAUAUGAGAGGAAUGUAUCAGUCAGUGGCUGCUGGUAUGCAACCACCACCAUUACAACGUGCACCACCCCCAAUGAGAAGCAAAAACCCAGGACCUUCCCAAGGGAAAUCAAUGUGAUUUUGCACUAGAAGCUUAAAGGAUUGUUAAAACCAUAGAAAGAUCUUUUAUUUUUUUAGGAAUCAAUGACUUAACAGAACUCAACUGUAUAAAUAGUUUGGUCCCCUUAAAUGCCAAUCUUCCAUAUUAGUUUUAAAUUUUUUUAAAUAGGGCAUACCAUUUCUCUCUGACAUUUGUCAGUGAUGUUGCCUAGAAUCUUCUUACAUACAAUAAGUACAGAAGAUAUUUCAAAUUGUUUUCAGUGAAAACAAGUCCUUCCAUAACAGUAACAGCUCCACAGAUUUCCUCUCUAAAUUUUUAUGCCUGCUUUUAGCAACCAUGAAAUUGUCAUAAAAUUAGUGAAUUUAGGAAAGAACAAAGAUUUAUAUAUUCGUUCUUUACAUAUAAAAACACACAGCUGAGUUCUUAGAGUUGAUUCCUCAAGUUACUAAAUACUUUUGUACUUACUCCAUUUCUUGAUUAAAGUAAUUGAAAUGGUCUUUUAAUGUUCUUUUAACUGAAGUCUGAAACUGGGCUCCUGCUGUAUCAUCUCUGUGAUUGAAAGUCAGAAACUAAGGGUUAUCUUUGACACAGAAUGUGUGCAAUAUUCUUAAAUACUACUGCGCUAAAGUUGAAGGAGUCUUGCAGUUAUCUUAGCAUUGUAUAAACAGCCUUAAGUACAGCCUAAGAAGAGAAUUCCUUUUUCUUCUUUAGUCUUUCUGCCAUUUUUUAUUUUCAGUUGUAUGUGCUGAAAUAAUUACUGGUAAAAUUUCAGGGUUGUGGAUUAUCUUCCACACAUAAAUUUUCUCUCUCCUGGCACUAAUAUAAAGCACAUCUCUUAACUGCAUGGUGCCAGUGCUAGCGCUUCAUCCUGUUGCUGGCAGUGGGAUGUGGGCUAAGAAAAAUCAAGUUCUAGCAUUUUAAGAGGUUAACACUAAAGUGUGGUUGUUAGGUUCACACCCUGUUUCAUAAACAACAUCAAAAUGGCAGAAGCAUUGCUGACUUUAAGUUCACACGAGGAAUGUUCUGUAACAAUUCCCAGUACUGUCAGUAUUGUGAAAUAAUUCCUCUUAAAGAUAAGGAUCACUGGCUUCUAUGCUCUUUUUUCCUUCAUCUUUUUCCCCGGUUUAACUUGAAUUUUGUUCAACUGUUUCAUAGGUUUUUUUCCAGUUUAGCUCUGUGAGGCAAUUUUCCGAUCAGAAUUAUCUAAUCUCCUUUCAUGAGAUUUUACUAUAAAAUCAUUAGAUAUUCCUUUGUCUUCAUACAGAUCUAUAAAUUUUUAUAGGCCUAUAAUUCUAUUCAUGUAUAAUUUGGUUGCUUGAGUUUCUUAAAGCAAAGAAUUGUAAAGAGUCAACUCAACAUGGCAAAACCAUUUUUAAAAUGGUGAUUAACAGGUAGUGGAAAAAACAGCUAAAGAAUUCCAGAAAAAAAGGCUGGGUGGAGGAUUUGCUCUAGGUAUCACUGGAUUAGAGUGGGUUUAACAUUAGCUAAAGCUGUUUUGAGCUGUUUGGAUGAUAAAGAGAUUUCCAUUUUUAUCUUGGAAGAACUAGCAGUAAAACAUCCAAGAGCACUGGGUUUGUGAUAUAGAAUUUAUAAGGUUUAGUGGAUAUACCCCACACCCCCCGCUUUCCCAUGGUAAGAUAUCAUUAACAAAUUCCAUAUAUUUGGAUAUUAUGCCAACCACACAAUCAGAUUUCUUUAUGGGGGAAAUACUGAUAUGUGUUUAUGUUAGAGAAAUGAAAGAAGACAAGAUUUAUGAGAUAAAUAUUUGAAGGCAGAAUGCUCUGGCCAACUGUUAUCAGUUGGUAUUUCUACAAGUCCAGAAUACUUUGAACCUGAUUUACUAGACUUGGGAAUUCUCAACAUGGUCUAAGUAUUUACUCAAAGAUAUAGAUAUGAAAAUUUUAGGCAACUAUCUAAUCCUUUUUCUCCAUGGAUGAAAACUAUGAUGUAAAGAAUAAUAUUUAAGAGGAUUAAUGGGAAGUCAAGAGUUUGAAGUAAAAUUUGGACCACUUUGCAUACACUCUUCUCACUUGACAUUUUAGCUUACAUAAUAUGUACUUUGAGUAUAACAUCAAGUUUUAAUAAAUAUUUAAAGACAAAGUCACGUCAGUAAGAUACUAAAAGGCUCAUUUUUAUAUUUGUUUUAGAUGUUUUAAAUAGUUGCAAUGGCUUAAAAAUUGACGAUUUAAAAUGUUGCUUGUACUACAGUUUUGCCUGCUAAAUUCUCCAUAUUUUGUAACCUGUUUUAUUUCUUUGGGUGUAAAGCGUUUUUGCUUAGUAUUGUGAUAUUGUAUAUGUUUUGUCCCAGUUGUAUAGUAAUGUUUCAGUCCAUCAUCCAGCUUUGGCUGCUGAAAUCAUACAGCUGUGAAGACCUUGCCUUUGUUUCUGUUAGACUGCUUUUCAGUUCUGUAUUGAGUAUCUUAAGUACUGUAGAAAAGAUGUCACUUCUUCCUUUAAGGCUGUUUUGUAAUAUAUAUAAGGACUGGAAUUGUGUUUUUAAAGAAAAGCAUUCAAGUAUGACAAUAUACUAUCUGUGUUUUCACCAUUCAAAGUGCUGUUUAGUAGUUGAAACUUAAAACUAUUUAAUGUCAUUUAAUAAAGUGACCAAAAUGUG
Ochotona princeps (American pika) is the source of this 10225-nucleotide messenger RNA. It is a transcript of the gene ATRX, whose product is annotated as ATRX chromatin remodeler. Lineage: Eukaryota; Metazoa; Chordata; Mammalia; Lagomorpha; Ochotonidae. The record is from RefSeq and is a predicted model, not a curated record. Gene Ontology annotation, molecular function: ATP binding; ATP-dependent chromatin remodeler activity. The transcript has 35 exons. The coding region runs from base 235 to 7629 and encodes 2464 amino acids.